Messenger RNA from Anguilla anguilla (European eel), 2410 nucleotides. It is a transcript of the gene gfm1, whose product is annotated as G elongation factor, mitochondrial 1. Lineage: Eukaryota; Metazoa; Chordata; Actinopteri; Anguilliformes; Anguillidae. The record is from RefSeq and is a predicted model, not a curated record. Gene Ontology annotation, molecular function: GTP binding; translation elongation factor activity; GTPase activity. Gene Ontology annotation, cellular component: mitochondrion. The coding region runs from base 90 to 2336 and encodes 748 amino acids. The transcript is spliced from 18 exons. Gene Ontology annotation, biological process: mitochondrial translational elongation.
GAAGUAGUGUUUCGCAACGAACCGGCGUGUGACUUUCACAGGCUGUCCAAGUGAACGGGGUGCAAAUAUUUCCAGCCCGGACCAUCAAAAUGCGGCUUUUAAAAGCAGGACUGAUUUUGAGCCAAAAGCACUUAAAGAACCCCGCAACAGUAACUUUAAAACAGGUCCUGGUGAACAGCUGUCGGACGUGUUCCUCUGGCACCGUCCCGAACGAGAGAAUACGUAACAUCGGAAUCUCCGCGCACAUCGACUCCGGGAAGACCACCUUAACCGAGCGCGUGCUGUACUACACGGGCAGGAUAGUGGAGAUGCACGAGGUGAAAGGGAAGGAUGGAGUUGGAGCCAUAAUGGACUCCAUGGAGCUGGAGAGGCAGAGAGGGAUCACCAUCCAAUCAGCAGCUACAUACACCAUGUGGAGACAGCACAACAUCAACAUUAUUGACACACCAGGUCACGUGGAUUUCACCAUCGAGGUGGAGCGAGCGCUGAGGGUUCUGGACGGUGCGAUUCUGGUUCUGUGUGCGGUGGGUGGGGUCCAGUGUCAGACCAUGACCGUCAACAGGCAGAUGAAGCGCUAUGGUGUUCCGUUUCUCACCUUCAUCAACAAACUAGACCGCCUCGGAGCCAACCCCACCCGUGCACUGCAGCAGAUGAGAACCAAGCUGAACCACAACGCGGCGCUGGUGCAGAUCCCCAUGGGCCUGGAGGGGAACCUGCGGGGGAUCAUCGACCUCAUCCAGGAGCGCAGCCUGUACUUCGAGGGCCCGUUCGGGCAGACGGUGCGUUAUGACGACAUCCCUGCAGAGUUCCGGGUGGAGGCGCUGGAGCGCAGGCAGGAGCUGGUGGAGUGUGUGGCCAACGCGGACGAGCAGCUGGGGGAGAUGUUCCUGGAGGAGAGGGUCCCCACCGUCGACCAGCUCAAGGCGGCCAUCCGCAGGGCCACAAUCCAGCGCUCCUUCACCCCUGUACUGGUGGGGAGCGCCCUGAAAAAUAAGGGGAUUCAGCCUCUACUGGACGCUGCUCUGGAGUACCUGCCCAACCCCACCGAGGUCAACAACUACGCCACCCUCAACCAGGAGGAAGCCAGAGAGUCCAGUAAGAUCCGGAUGGAUCCGACGCGAGACGCCUCACAGCCGUUUGUGUGUCUGGCGUUCAAACUGGAGGCGGGGCGCUUUGGUCAGCUGACCUACGUGCGCGUGUACCAGGGCUGUUUGAAGAAGAGUGAGUACAUCUACAACACGCGCACAGGCAAGAGGGUGCGUGUGCAGAGGCUGGUGCGUCUCCAUGCCGACCAGAUGGAGGACGUGGACGAGGUGUAUGCGGGGGACAUCUGUGCGCUUUUCGGGAUCGACUGUGCCAGUGGAGACACCUUCACGUCCCGGACCAGCACCAACCUCUCCAUGGAGUCCAUCCAUGUUCCAGACCCAGUGAUCUCCAUGUCUGUGAAGCCAUCCAAUAAGAAUGACCUGGAUAAAUUCUCUAAAGGGAUAAACCGCUUCACCAGGGAAGACCCCACCUUCAGAGUUCACUUCGACACGGAGAGCAAAGAGACCAUCAUCUCCGGAAUGGGAGAGCUGCACCUGGAGAUCUAUUCUCAGAGAAUGGAGAGGGAGUAUAACUGCCCCUGUGUGUUGGGGAGGCCCAAGGUGUCCUUCAGGGAGACGGUGUCCAGUUCUGUUCCGUUUGACUUCACUCAUAAGAAGCAGUCUGGGGGGUCGGGGCAGUAUGGAAAGGUCGUCGGGGUGCUGGAGCCCUUGGACCCCGAGAGCAACACCAAGGUGGAGUUUGUGGAUCAGACCAUCGGCCCCAACAUACCCAAGCAGUUCAUACCCGCCAUCGAAAAGGGCUUCAGGGAGGCCUGUGAGAAGGGGCCGCUCACGGGGCACAAGAUUUCGGGCGUGCGCUUCGUCCUGGAGGACGGCGCUCAUCACAUGGUGGACUCCAACGAGGUCUCCUUCAUCAGAGCCGGAGAGGGAGCUCUGAAACAGGCGCUGGAGAAGGCUGAUAUAACGGUGCUGGAGCCCAUCAUGUCUGUGGAGAUUGUGGCUCCUAAUGAGUUCCAGGGCACCGUCAUCGCCGGGGUCAACCGUCGCCAUGGCGUCAUCACUGGGCAGGACGGAGCGGAGGGCUACUUCACGCUGUAUGCCGAUGUUCCUCUGAAUGACAUGUUUGGGUACGCCUCAGAGCUGCGGUCCAAUACAGAGGGGAAAGGAGAGUACACCAUGGAGUACAGCAGGUACCAGCCCUGCCUGCCCAGCACACAGGAGGAGCUCGUCAACAAACACCUGGAGGCCACCGGCCAGCUACCAGCCAAGAAGGGCAAGGCCAAGAACUAACACACACACACACACCAUGCACACACACACACACACACACACACACACACACACCAUGCACACACACACACACA